Messenger RNA from Fonsecaea monophora, 411 nucleotides. RefSeq lists its product as hypothetical. The transcript has 2 exons. The record is from RefSeq and is a predicted model, not a curated record. Gene Ontology annotation, biological process: mitochondrial electron transport, cytochrome c to oxygen. The coding region runs from base 1 to 411 and encodes 136 amino acids. Lineage: Eukaryota; Fungi; Ascomycota; Eurotiomycetes; Chaetothyriales; Herpotrichiellaceae.
AUGAAAAUCAUUGCUGCGGGAAUGAGAGACGAGAGAAAUGUUGGAAAAGUCCACAAAUGGAAGGUGCGCCGAAUAGUGCCAAGUCUAGUGGAGAGCUCCAUAGCAGCUUCGAUCAUUGAGGACCAACAUCACCUUACUUUUGCUAAUCUCUUACAACACCACCAUUACUGGAGCGAGAGAGACGAAAAGAUGAAUACCCAAGCUAUCCUCCGCGCCAGAAUGGCAACCCAACUCAUCGCCCGCCGCGGCUUCUCCUCUACCGUCCGUCGAGCAGACAACUUCAGCCCUUAUCACUACCCUGAAGGACCUUAUACCAACUUGCCUUUCAACACGAAGACGAGAUUCUUCUGGCUGCGAUACUGGGGUUUCAUGUGUAAGAAUACUUCCGACUUUGAAGAAACACGGGACUAA